GUGUGUUUACUUGUCCUGCUUUUCCUUCCCCUUUCACCGUGACCGAAAACAACGCUGCUGUACUGUCACUCUCUGUUAUUGCUGUCACAUGGGCGAUUUGGUGGAUGCUCAGGCGUUCAUGUUACUAUUUUUGCUUCAGCUAUUGAUGGUGUUUGUCGUGGGGAACUUCUACAGCGACAGAGAUUUGAAUGAGAGCGCACAAACGCUGUGUUCUUUUUCAAUUGAUUUUUGUACGUUUCCUUCUUCCAAAUCAUCCCUUCUUUGAAUACCAGUACUUCCUCAUUAUUUCUGAAGCGCUUUUUCUUAAAAAAUGGGUGUUAGAUCUUCCGAAUCCACGCCGCGGCUUGAUGGUCCUGACGGCGAUGGGGUAUUUACUUUACAUCUAGGUCGCGAUGAAAACAGAAUUACGCGUUCGGCUAUAGCUGAACUCCAUCGCGCACUUGACCAAAUCGAACGGAGUACUGGUCCGGCGGCUUGCGUUCUCUGCAGCAGUGGAAAAUUCUUCUGCAACGGCCUUAGCAUAACCGAGUUAUCAUCCGAAUCUGAAGAAUUCCUUAGAAGUUUUCAACAAUUGCUAAAAAGGCUACUUGGGUUCCCUGUUCCCCUUGUGGCAGCAAUCAACGGCCACGCGUUUGGAGGUGGAGCCAUGCUGGCCUGCGUCUGCGACUACCGCGUGAUGAGGAAAGACCACGGGUUUCUUUGCGUCAAUGAAGUCCUCAUUGGCCUGCCGUUGACACCAGGCAUGUGCGCGGUCAUUCAGUCUAAAAUUGACAGAAGCCUGUGGACGUCAACAAUGCUGCGAGGACAACGCUGGACGGGUACUGAGGCAUUAGCCGCCCGCAUCGUCGACAAUGUGGCAGUUGGAGACGCUGAAGUACUGAAGACUGCAAGGAGGUUGGCAGCGUCGGUUGCAGCGUUUGGGGAAAAUCGUGUCGUCUACGGUUCCAUAAAACGUGAAAUUUACGCAAGGGAACUGAGGGCCCUUGAUGAAGGAAACGGAUCGGCUGCUGAAUUUAUCGAACAGAUGAAGGGAAAUGCUCCGGCAGCAACGCCCAAGUUGUGAACGACUGCGAGGCUUUUACACCCAACAGUUUACUUCUUUGCCGAAAAGCUUGACGCUACAGCGCGAGGGCUUUGGCAUCCUUCAAUUGUAUGGGCUGACACACAGAGCACGACGGGGUCCCAGAUGAUCGUCAUUUUACCUUUCAGAACGGGCGGCAAUGAGUGAGACGAGUGUUGAUGCUCAAGGAUUUGUGGUGAAUAAGAACAACCGGAAGUGCCUUCAUAGUUACGCAGAUCGCAGGAAGUUUUCGAACUUCUCCACUGAGUUCUAGGUCUGGUUAUGGUGUUCGAUGGCUCAGCAAGUUGUGCGAUUCCUGACCAAAAAGCUGCAGAGUGUGUGAUCGGGAAGCCCGGCAUUGCUGUGUAUGUCGGAACUGUGGGGGAGGUGGGUAGAUACAAGGGCCGUCUUUGUGUCAAAGAAGGAUUACUAGCGCGCCCAGCCGAGCAAAAACGUGCAUUUUGUGGCAGUUUCUCCUACGUCCGGCGUCCGUCAUAUUUGUGGGCAUGUAUGCAAAUGGCAGUCACACGUGUAGACUUGCUCUCGAGUCAUGGUCGUACUCCCUGAAGGGAUCUUACUCAUUUGUAAGCUGUCUGUAUUCAAGUGUCAUGAGCUGUUUAGAGCUUAGAGUUUUACAGCAAACGCGUUUGGCUUCAGUAUUGACAGUUGCGACACGGCACCUCUGUCGAAGAAUGUAACGCGGUCCGCCUGUGACCGUUACCUGUACCUAGGUCGACUAUCCUCUGUCGGUGAACUUGUCUGCCACCUUUUCUAUUUCAUUAGUGUCUUACUCCAGAAAUGCGUCCUCGAAAUGAUUUGCCCAAGACGGUAGUGACCUCGGACAUUUUUCAUCAUUUUUUAGGCCAGUGUGGGACUCUUGACUGCCCUGGACUGGACGAGUAAUGUUGUUGCGCGGUUUCACUGCGAGGAGGCGAUAGCGGACCCACCGUAUUGUUUUGGAUUGUACUCCCCGUAGCGUCGUAGUCACUCGGACAAUUAAAGACUUGUGGCAGAACCUCUUCUGUGUGGUGGCAUUUGUGAUGCUACGUAGCCUCCCGCAGUUUCGCUCGCUUUGUAUAGAAUGUACGGAUGUGAGCGCGGCUGAACUGAUGCACCCGGACAUCCUUAUCUUCGAGACGAGUAAGUUAGGACUGCAUACUGGAGUGAGACAACGGAUCCAUGCCAGAGGGCACGACAUCGAUACGUUUCUAUGUUUGAGGAGAUGGCAUUUUUUAAAUUUGCACGCAUCCGUUCUGUAAGGUACUACCUCUCUUGUAAUAUAAGCACGGAACAAGAGCCAGUGUGAGGAUACCGAACAUGUGAGGUUCGAGUAUGAGUGUGCAAUCACGUCGGAUGCAUGGAGUAUUAUUCUGAGGGUUGUUGUCUAAGGCAAACUGGUGUGCUUGUAGUUUUCGAAGGUUACACAGGGCGAUGCAUCUCCAGUCAAGUAGAAUAUGUAUUGGUACAUAUGCAUGCUUGUCGACGCACAGAUGCAUAAUGAUCGCAUAUGGACAGAUAUGAAA
Toxoplasma gondii ME49 is the source of this 2583-nucleotide messenger RNA. RefSeq names its product enoyl-coa hydratase/isomerase family protein. Gene Ontology annotation, biological process: fatty acid beta-oxidation. Gene Ontology annotation, cellular component: peroxisome. Gene Ontology annotation, molecular function: enoyl-CoA hydratase activity; delta(3)-delta(2)-enoyl-CoA isomerase activity. The record is from RefSeq and is a predicted model, not a curated record. The transcript has 7 exons. Bases 311 to 1063 code for a protein of 250 amino acids. Lineage: Eukaryota; Apicomplexa; Conoidasida; Eucoccidiorida; Sarcocystidae.